CAAGAAAUGUCCAAUGUUAGAAUCGUGGUUGACACCAAAGUGAUGGUGAUGAAGGUGGAGGUAAACAAAGCAGCUGCUCUGGAUGAUGAUGAUGGGGGUGACGUAACAGAACAUUCAUACAUACACUGGACUGGAAUGCCGUCCAACUCCACUGUGGCCAGAACUCGUAUCGUCUCAUGGAGCAUCUUCUUCGUUUUGUUGAUCGUGUAAGAGAAUCUCUCAGCAGUGGCUCCCUCCAGCCCAGCCAGGUUACUAACACCGUUGUAGACACUGCCGUUGUUCUCAAAGUCUCCAAUCCUCCACCGUAUCAUUCCAGGGAGUUUGAUAGCACAUGUGAAGUGUGCCCACCCUCCCUCAGUCACUACCACCGAGUGAGGGUGCUCUCUAAUUGGGUCAUUUCGAGUGAUUGCUGCUGUGGAGACUGUAAUGAAAAC
This is a messenger RNA of Geodia barretti, 434 nucleotides long. NCBI's taxonomy places the organism in Eukaryota, Metazoa, Porifera, Demospongiae, Tetractinellida, Geodiidae. The record is from the annotation of a GenBank genome assembly.